Molecule: messenger RNA, 3012 nt
Organism: Misgurnus anguillicaudatus (oriental weatherfish)
Lineage: Eukaryota; Metazoa; Chordata; Actinopteri; Cypriniformes; Cobitidae
Biological process (GO): negative regulation of transcription by RNA polymerase II; nervous system development
Cellular component (GO): nucleus
Molecular function (GO): protein binding; RNA binding
Source: RefSeq, a predicted model, not a curated record
GUGUGUUGUUGCAUAGCAGACAUGCCUCACACUGCACGAUAUUACUCAUUUCCUCAGCCCUGUGUACACACACAUACACACACACACACAAACACACACGCACGCACAAACUCUCACACUUUAUCGCAGUCAGCCUCGCAGCCUUUCGACAUGUUGUGACUCUACAGUUUGUCUGCUGUAUUUGCACACACUGUGUCUGUAAGUUUGUGUGCGUUCACGUGUGCGUGUUGUUGAAGAGAUGCAGGAAUGAGUGGCAUUACACGGAUGACAUCUGCACAUCGCACCACAGCAAGGUGGGUAGGAGUUCUGAACGUGCCUGUGUGUGAUACGUGGUAUGCGUGAUGCUGAUCAGCAGAAGAACGUGCGUCUCUCCUGGCCCCUCGUUCUCCCCAGCUGCCCAUGUAACCUAGAGUGGCCCAGCAGGCCAGGGGGAAUUCCCCAUGAAUCCAAGCCCAGACCGCAGCAAAGAGUCUCUUCCCCCCAAGAAGCGCGAGUCCCGACAGGGCUCGUCGGAUCAGCCGGCCCCAGAGGAUGACUUCAAACCCCCCGCCCCUUUCCGAAGCAGAAGGCAUCAUCACUCCACUGAUGUUCACAGAGAAAGUGGUGACUUUCAACCACCUCCUCUGCCCACACUGCCACCCCUUCCUCUGUCGUUGCCUUGGCAGGUGUCCUAUGGCCCCUCCGUGCAGCACUCGUACAUGCCGGUCCAGAUGGGUGAGAGACGAGGGUCAGUCUCUGCAUCCUGGAGAGACACGAUGUGUGAACGUGGAAUGGAUGGAGGACAGGAUCAUCCUGUUUCCCACCAUUCCCGCUGGCUCCGUGCUGACAUCCCACCCCUAAAUCUGCAGCCAUUUAUCUCUAUGCCCACAUUUAAGAGUGUCUACACUGGUGAGUCCAGAGAAAUGUGGUCCUAUAGCCACAGUCGACGAGACUAUAACUCGUCCUUUUUCUCCUCUAAUCUUUAUCCUCAGCCAACAGUCUAUCACCAUGACACCCUCCCUGAAAGCAGACUCAGGUACCAAGGCAGACGGCCCAAUGGUGUAGAUGGCCCAGACAGUAGGUCUGGGUCUAGUAGAAGAACACCUUCUUGCAAUGACUAUAGAAACGACAGCAUAACCAGGUUGGAUGGUUCAUAUGCCAAUGGCAGAAGAACACUGGAGGACAAAGUAGGACAGAACACUGGGAAAGGCCUUCUGCCAGAAGAGAGCACAAGUGCACAUUCCUUACCGCGGGACAGGGACCCUCGGGGAACACCCAAAGCUCCAAUGACCCCCUCAUCAGAUGCAAAGUCAGGAAAGGCAAUCACUUCUCAGGACCACCUUUACAGUGGAAGUGCCUCCCAAGCUGGAGCUCAAAUCUACUAUGCCCUAGGAUCCCUCUGCCCUUCUGCCCAUCAGAACCCUCAGGCGUACCCACAACUUAACCCUUUGAAUCAUCCUUCCUCCCCACAGAGAAACUCCCAGCACUCCCCACCCAGAAAGCACAACAGCCACGGGUCUGAGACAAACUGGGAUACCUCUGCGGCGUUUUGCCGCCCUGCCGUCGCUGGCCCCGACCCUCCCCCUUCUGCAGUCCUACCUCAUUUUGCCAAAGGUUCCCUGAUUGAACUGGCCGGUGGCCGUCUUAAAAAGGUGGAGGAGUUAAAGACUGAGGAUUUCUUUCGCAGUGCCGACACCUUGCCUGAGUUUCACCUGAGCACCUGCACUAUUCUGUUCAUCUCACCUGGACCCACCCACGGUUUCAACCACCUGCAGGUCUUGCUUACAGACCGCAAUACUCAGCAGGAGUUACUCACAGUCUUAGCCGAAUAUCCAUUUUUCGUCCGGGAUCAUGGCUGGUCUUCGUGCAGUCCUCAGCGAAGCGCACAGCUGUAUGGCUUGCAGUGCCGUCAGUUGGGUACAGGUGAUGUGGUUCUGGCGCUGACUCCUACACCAACCCUCGCUCACUCCAGCAGCCAGGCGCAAUGCCCGCUUGUCCGCUCGCCAGCAGCAGCAGCAGGGGUGCAUACUUGCACAGAUACAGCAGAAAGGUCACGCCCUCCUCCAGCACCUCCUCCUCCCCCUGUGGCCCAGACUUCUCCUGGUCCACCAAGGGGGCGUACACGCAAGAGACGCUGGUCUGCCCCCGAGCUCCAGUCUGGAGGCAAGACUAUCUCCCAUUUACCUCAAGGUUGUAAGCGGGAAAGAAGGCAGUGAGGCUCUCGCUUACCUUCGGUCGUUGUAAAAAGACCAAGAGUGGUAAGGCCAAACGGGAAGGUUCGCAACUGACUGGUAACCUCAUGGAAUCACCAGUUUAUUGCCGUUCCUUCUCUGUUGCUACUGUUUAACGUGAGUUAAAUGACAUGCUAGGAAAGCCCAAAAUGCACAAUGAGACAAUCAGAAAUCACUUACCUGUGAUGCCACGCACCUUUCAGUUAUGCUAAUCUCAAGCCUUUUUUCUUGCAGGGUAUGUCUUUUCAAUGAGUAUUAUAACAAGAAAUGAUAUCAGAUGUGUACAAAGACAAAUCAUAGGAAUAUAUCUUAAAAACAAGUGUUCUGUGAAUAUGCUACAUAAGGAUAGAAGUCUACUGUUAUUUUCGUAUUGCAUUCUUGUUUCAUGCUUAGGAACUGCAGGCAAGGUGAAUGUAUUAGCAGCCAAGCUUUCAGUUUGGGGUCAGUAUGCUAGUUCACUUUAGCAUUACACUCCAGUCUGUUCUUACCGAGGGAAAAGACACUAAAGACAUAAUGACCCUGCACACGCCGCCAUGGGGUUGGUCUUUAAAAUAGUGAUGGUGCUAGCCACACAUCAGAAAGCUCCUCUGGUGAUUUGUGCUUUUCCCUUUGAUGUUUCUGUGUGACUGAGAGCAGGGAAUAAAUAUGAAAGUCUAGUGUUGUUUUGAACUCAGAUACGGGUAAAUAUAUCUAUCUACUCUUGAUCAAGCACACUCUAUCACUUUAUUUUUCUCUGGUUUAUUUUUGUUGUUGUGGUUUUUCAAAUAACAUUUGCUGGGUUUUUUUCUUUGUAAAUGUUAUA